AUGUCGAGAGCUUGUCGCGUGCAAAAGACGUGCGGUCACGCGGGCCCUCCCCCUCCCCCUCCCCCACCCCGCGCGCCCUGCUCCCGUCGCCUCCGCCGGGCUGAGAUGACUGGCUCAAUUGAAGCUUACAUAUCUUCAGGAGCGGGGCCCAGUGAGAAGCGCUUGUCCGGCGGGACCGGGGGAGACGCAACAAUUUGUGUA
Molecule: messenger RNA, 201 nt
Organism: Brenthis ino (lesser marbled fritillary)
Lineage: Eukaryota; Metazoa; Arthropoda; Insecta; Lepidoptera; Nymphalidae
Source: the annotation of a GenBank genome assembly